GGACGCGCCCUACAUGUGCAAAGCAAAGACGAAUGGCAAGAGCCCAUCGGACUACUACUGCGUGGAACAAAACUCCGACUGUGAAGUCUAUGAGGGACGACGCCCCUGCGAGGGCCCGCCGGGCGACGAAGGCGGUGCCGGUGAAGCCGGUGACGCAGGUCCGAUUGGUGAGGAUGGACGAACUGGUGACCCAGGUAUGGCCGUGGAGGCUCCGCCUCCAACGAAGCCAGCCGGGAGAGCGAGAUCGUUCCUCGCGCAGGGCGCCUCCCCAGCAGAGCUCGUCGGUGCUGUAGCUGUGAACUGCAUGUUGGCGCUGCUUGUCUUCGCAAACCUCAGGGGCAAGAUCAAGGACCGCAUGGAUGGAAAG
Symbiodinium pilosum is the source of this 367-nucleotide messenger RNA. The record is from the annotation of a GenBank genome assembly. NCBI's taxonomy places the organism in Eukaryota, Dinophyceae, Suessiales, Symbiodiniaceae.